AUGGAAAAUGAUAGCUCAACUUUCCACACAGGCAGGCCUCGGAGCGGGCGUCAGAGCCAGGUUUUGCAGUCCUCUCGCCUCAGCUGCGGCCCCGCGACCACAAUUCCAGGGGCCCGCCAGGACCCUUCGAGCCCCGACAGCCCGGAAGCGCCUGACCACGCCUACCCACUGCGCCUGCGCGAGGCGCCCCCUCCGGCGAGCGGGGAGACUGGCGCUGGGCGGGCCGAGAGGCUCGUCGCGCCUGCGCGAAGGCCCCGGGGAGCAGCGUCGUUACUUUCCAAACGACUGGCGGGAACCGUUGGAGGCCGUGCGGUCGCCGUCUGGUCUGCCGGGCAGCAGCGCGCUCCCUCGUCCCUAGGCCUGGCCGUGGCGCCGCAGCUCUCCCGCGAGCAGAGGCGGAAAUCGUGGCCCAGUUCUUCUAUUGGUUAUACAAGUGUUCAGUUCAGAAACUGGUGGUAUUCAUCUCAAAUAUUGAAAGCGGUGAAGUCCUUGAAAGGUGGAAGUUUGAUAUUGAGUGCGACAAGACUGCAAAAGAUGACAGAUACAGGCCACAAGACCAUGAAAAGCAGUACUUUCAGAAACUCGGCCUUUUGGCGGUGCGCUGGCACUUGCCAAAACAACCAGUGCACUACUGCACCGUCGGCAAAACCAGGACAGCUCUUUGGAGUUUCCCUCAUGGAUGUCUAUGAUAAUGACAACUUGCCCUUCCCAAUUCUGGAUAUGCUUUCAUUUAUCAAUCAGAAAGGACCACUCACGAAAGGCAUCUUCAGAAAAUCAGGAAGUAGAAAAUCAUGCAGAAUCCUAAAGGAGAAACUAAAUUCUGGGGACAGAGUGAACUUGGACAGCGAAUCUGUUCUUGUGGUAGCAUCUGUUUUAAAGAGCGCAAGGCUUUAUUCCUCCUCCCUCCUCGUUUGGCUCAGUGGUCUUGAGGUACCAUAGGAUUCCAGUGCUCUUUAAAAUGAGUUGAAAAGAACCAACAUCAUUGAGUAAAAAGGACCUGACUUGACUUCAAACCACCUCUCCAGAGUACAAACUCCAGUGCUCCCAUUAAUCAGCUAUAUGACAUUUGACCUAUUACUCAAGCUCAGUAUCAGUUUAUUCAUCCCUAACAUGUGGAUAAAAAUAAUGUCUAAAUCUCAGAUAUGCUGUAAAGAUUAAAUAAGAUAAUGGAUGUAAAAUACGUUUCUAAUAAAGUAAUUAAUAGAACUAGGAGAAGUUCCCCUGAGACUAGAGUGAGUAUUAUUGGAGCCUAGCUGACCACAGCUCUCUGGCAACACCCCAUUUUGUAAAACAGAGUUUAGAUUCAGAACCUGGAGACACAUAUCAUAAAUCCCUCCAUAGUUUUGACAUCUGCAUUUUAUGACACAUACCUCAUUGUGUUGAGGAAAUCUUUAGGGUAACCCACGUCAUUAGGUAUUAAGAUUAGUCUUGUGUCAUGUCUGAGAAUAUGUUGGUAUAAGACAAGUGUUUGUUUUUCAUCAGUGACAUAAAAACAAACUGCUGAAUCCAAGCCACUGAGAGUGAUAGUGAUUUCCAAAAAGGCAAAACUGUAGAAUGCUACAAAGUACCCAUCUGGCAUGGGUCCAUCCAUCUACAUGUCUACAGUUUACUAAGUCACUGAAGACUGGAAUCUCCAUAAUGACGCUUGACGUUUCCUCUUUCUUUAUUUUUCCAAUGAAUGAUAAAUGAACCCCAUCCAACACCCAGCUAUUUCCAUUUAACGUUUUUUCCUUGGUCCCAUAUAUUCAUAUUGAGGAAAUCUUCCCACAAAAUAUCUCCUUUUUCUUCAAUGCCUACCAUAUCCUAUUACAUAUUUUUUGUAUUGUAUUUUAAUGUAUUGUAUUGUACUGUACUGUAUUGUGUUGUAUGUUUUUAUAUGGAUAAUAAAAAUCAUUCCAUAACUCAGUAGGUUAGACAACUAUUUAACUUGGUUAUGAUUCACAUAACACUUCACUGAAGGCUCAAUUGAGGUCACUUGUGCAGUGACCUAAUACUCUAGUUAGCCUGCAGCUCAUCUGGAGCUAACCUAGGUGUCUGUCUAUUGGAGCUGGCUCUCAAUUGGUCCUCAUGUCUUCCAUAAGGUAACUUCUCCUCCUUUCAUAGGGUGGAGGAAGAGUUCCCAGAACCAAAAGAGACUUUUCAAGAGUUAAUGUUUGAGAGGACUGUGCAAAGGACCAUGCCAAAGAUGGUGGUUUACAAGAUGAGGAAGCAUUAUUUCUUGAGACCACACAUCAUAAAACUCAUGGCAGCACCACUACUACACAUACCCUCUCUUCACUGGCUUUUAAUCCUCAGUUCUCUACAACAGCAUUUCCUAAGGGGUAUUCCAAGUAUGGUAGGAAGUAUCUUUGAAGUACUAACUCAUUUUUUUACCUCAGGUAUUCCGUCCCUCAUCCUUCUUCCCAUCUUAAGCUGCCUUAAGAGACAACUAAAUCACCUCCUCAGGGAAUAGAAGAGGAGAAUAUGAGGAAAAGGAAGCUCUUUGUUGCUUAUAAGUCUUAAAGAUUUAGCUUUCUAGGAACCAAAAAUGAUUCAUGGCAUAGAGUAGAAGAUUUUGGUGGCAAACUCAUGGGAAAAGCUCAAAACCACUAGGCAGGUACAUGGGAUAUCUGCACCAUUUCCUGCAUGGAAACCAAAAGGAAGCAGAUAUUCCUCACAGAAUAGCGAGCUGACAUGUCUAAGAAAUAUGGCCCUCUAUGUCCACACAGAGUUUCUUAUACCUCAACAUGGAACAGAUCGGUUAGUAAAAGUAUCUCCAUCAGUCACAGAAUAGUAUGGAAGAAACAGAAAUCCACUGGGUUUGAAAGACAUGCCUCAUCAACAGGCACACAGACCAAUUUCCCAGGUCAAGAGAGCAGUGCCGACACCUCAAUGGCCAUUAGUGUACAUCAAUGACACAGAGCAACCAGAUAAGUGCCACUUCACCAUUUUACAGCCUCCCUGGCACUAGAAGACUCCAGAUCAUAGACACACUCAUGGGGGCAAUUAAGAAAUCCUAAAACUCUAGCAGUCUUGGAACAGAGAACCAAACUAGACAUCAAGUGAGCUGUUUAGAACUACAGAAGUGUAGGUUUCUUACAUAUGCCAGUGUAUAGACAGAGAUUGGUAUCUGUGCAUAUAGAAUAUAUGAUCCAUGCAUUGUUUUCCCAUUCCCAGAAAUGUUCCAUUGUCAAAUUGCUUUGGAAAAUUCAUACUUUCCUUUUGAAAGUCAAAUGCCCCAAAUUUUUCCACAUUUAUUUGACAUUAUUUGACUUUUUUGAAGUGACCCCAAAAAUUAAUCAUCCUGGGGCCAUUUAUUGCCUUGUGCUGAGUAGAAUAUUAUAUAUUUAGUUUAAGAGUCAUAGGCAGCAUCAUUUAUGUUAAAGUUGAGGAAACCGAAGCUUUAAAAUGCUGAGCUUCCUAAGUGGCAGGACCAGGAUGCUUCUGGUGGAGUGCUGGCACCCACAUGAGUGGAGGUGGUGAUGCACUCACUACAUUCCAAAAAAGCCAAGAGGCCAGGUGUUUAAGGUCAUUUGGUGAAAUGUUGCUCAUCUCUUUAUCCUUCAACAGCUUGGCUCAUCUGUUGACUUUUAAGGAAUUCACUUAUUUAAGCAAUGUUAAGGUAUCUUCAAAGGGAAACAUUCAUAGCUGACCACUCAAAACUCUGAAUUAAGCUUUUCACUGCUGAUCACCUUUUCUUUGGAAAGCUCUUCCUUUGAUAGGGAAUGUUGAGUAAUUAAAAAUCAUCUCUGGAAACUGGUGGUAAAUAAAUGCAUUUAUAACCUCUCAU
Messenger RNA from Canis lupus familiaris (dog), 3769 nucleotides. RefSeq lists its product as uncharacterized. The record is from RefSeq and is a predicted model, not a curated record. The coding region runs from base 1 to 939 and encodes 312 amino acids. NCBI's taxonomy places the organism in Eukaryota, Metazoa, Chordata, Mammalia, Carnivora, Canidae. Gene Ontology annotation, biological process: signal transduction. Gene Ontology annotation, molecular function: GTPase activator activity. The transcript has 6 exons.